Ahaetulla prasina is the source of this 1517-nucleotide messenger RNA. RefSeq names its product sperm associated antigen 7 (gene SPAG7). The coding region runs from base 85 to 762 and encodes 225 amino acids. The record is from RefSeq and is a predicted model, not a curated record. The transcript is spliced from 7 exons. Gene Ontology annotation, molecular function: nucleic acid binding. Lineage: Eukaryota; Metazoa; Chordata; Lepidosauria; Squamata; Colubridae.
GGAGCGGCCUUCCGACGCGGUGACGUCACCGGGGCGCCUCGCGAGUGGGCGGGGCCGAAGGCGGCGGCGGCGGCUGCUGCGAAGAUGGCGGACCUGCUGGGCUCGAUCCUGAGCUCCAUGGAGCCGCCGCCCGGGCUGGACGACCGCGAGGCCCGGCGCGCCAGAGAGCAGAGCGCGCGGCUGCGGACGCUGCAGGAGCAGGAGAAGCGCCAGAAGGCCGCCUUCCGCAAGAGGAUGGAGCGGGAGGUCUCGGCCUUCCUGCAGGAGAGCGCGGAGCCCCGGCGCCGCUUCCGCCCCAUGAGCAAGAUCGAGCGCAGCAUCCUGCACGACGUGGCGGAGGUGGCCGGCCUGGCGUCCUUCUCCUUCGGCGACGACGAGGACUCGCGCUACGUGAUGCUCUUCAAGAAGGAGUUCGCGCCCUGCGAUGAGGAGCUGGAGGCCUACCGGCGCGGGGAGGAGUGGGACCCCCGGCAGGCCGAGGAGCGCCGCCGGAUGAAGGAAGCGGCGCAGCGUCAGGCGGCGGAGGAGGCGCUGCGCGGGCCGGCCGAGGUGACCCCUCCGAGCGACUACAAGGACAAGUACAGCCACCUAAUCGGCCGGGUGGCCGCCAAGGACGCCGCGCAGGCCAUGGAGGCCAACAAGGCCUACGGCUGCGUGCCGGUGGCCAACAAGAGGGACACGCGCUCCAUCGAGGAGGCCAUGAACGAGAUCCGGGCCAAGAAGCGGCUGCGCCAGAGCGAGGAGGAGGCCAAGAGCUCCUAGGGGCGCCCAGCGGCCCUGCUCCAGCCCCACUUGUGCGUGGGGGGGGAUCCGGUGGGGGACUCUCAUCUUCCCUUCCUCUCCCUCCCCCCUCGAACUUCUAGCUAGAGUUUGCUUUUUAAUGCGGUAAAAAAGCGAUUUAAAGGCUGCCUUAGCCAAGCGAGGAAAGGGGGCAAGGGGUGUGCCCACCGGUGGGGCUGGGUCUGUGUUUGAAUAGGCAUCCCCUUUCCACAGUUGCCUUUUUCUGCCGCUUUUGAGCCACCGGAGGAGUCCCCAUCUGGCUUAGUUGUGGGGCUGCAGCCCCCCAGCACUGCCACCCAAAUUCCCCACUCCCAUCCCACCUGUCUUGGGGCUGAUCUUUGCCCGCUAGGCAGAAUCUCCUCUGUCCCUGAAUAGCUGAAGCUGAGCUUCCUUCUCCUUUCAUUGCUCAGCUCUACACCAGCCCCACCCCUGUUGGCCAAGUGCCCUGUUGUUUGGUGUUCGCACAGCUCAGUUGGUAGGAAAGAAUGGGCCCCCGAGAGUGACUGCUUGGCUCUCUUUGGAGCAAACCACCUGGUCUGCUCCCUUUGGGUGACUUCAGUAAGUGUGUGCGUGUGUGUGUAUAUAUAAUGCCGGGUUUUUAUUCCCUCCUUCCUCCCCUCCCCUCCCCCAUCCCUUUGUUUUGGGAGCCCACAGAUGGAGAGCGGUCCAGAAGCCUGGUUGCAACAUCUGGAGGGGGUGUCGUGUACCCAUCCCAUUAAACUCUUCCUGUCAGUGCU